Molecule: messenger RNA, 3568 nt
Organism: Branchiostoma floridae (Florida lancelet)
Lineage: Eukaryota; Metazoa; Chordata; Leptocardii; Amphioxiformes; Branchiostomatidae
Product: FTS and Hook-interacting protein-like
Exons: 9
Coding region: 62-3553 (1163 amino acids)
Source: RefSeq, a predicted model, not a curated record
UCAAGAACCUAUAAGAUUAUUUUUAGAGAUUUAUUCUGAAAGAAAUCACUAUUUUUUCAAGAUGAGCUGGUUCCAAAAGUUACGUUCCAAAAGUGUGAAUACCCAGAGUCGCCCUCCGACCGGCGUGCGGUCGCUCUACGGGAAGGUGAUGGUCGACCCCCAGACGUGCCUCGAGGUCUUCAAGAACCACUGGAGACAGGCCUACACCAUCAUGUGCCGCCAUAUCCCCACCCAGGCGACCAUUUACCACCGCGUGGCCCUGACGGGCGACGAGGUCCAAGCCGUGGUGAACUACGUCGAUCAAAUGAUGAACCUCCUUGUUGAGGAAGAAACCGUGAACGGGAAAAUCGGGCCGAUGCUCCAAUUCCUCACCAACGAGGGCAUCAUGGAGAAACUGUUGGACUGGAGCGUGGAGCACAGUCAGUUUGCUGACGAGAUGAAGCACGAACAACUCAAGGUGUACGAAACCUUGCUGUGCGGGUCUCCACAACCUGUCCUGCACCAGAAACACAUCCUCAACCCCCUCCUGAGGUUACUGGGGAUGUGUUCAGACGCAAACACGGUCGAAAUCGAGAACCACCUUAUCCUAUUACUGAACCAACUGUGUGUAAGUCUAUACAAGGACCCGUCGUUGCUGGAACAGUUCUUCAACGCGAAGGCAGAUCACGGCCCCGCCAAGUUCCUGAUCUUUUCGUUGCUGAUUCCGUACGUGCACCGGGAGGGCAGGAUUGGUCAGCAGGCCCGGGACGCGCUGCUGCUCUGCAUGUCACUGUCUGCGGAGAACGAGACUGUGGGGACGUACAUCGCGGAAAACUCCAACUUCUGUCAUGUCCUGGCCACAGGUCUGAGCGGCCUAUACUCCUCCCUGCCCAGGAAGAUAGAGAUCAGGUCGGAUGAUUGGCAUGCGCUGAGAAAGGAAGACUAUGUCAACGCCCCCGCUCUACUCAUGUUCCUCAACUCACUGGAGUUCUGCAAUGCAGUAGCACAGGUUGCCCACCCCAUGGUGAGAAACCAGCUGCUGGAACUGCUGUACAACGGGUUCCUGGUACCAGUCAUGGGUCCAGCUCUGCACAAGACGUCUGUGGAUGAAGUGAUCGCGAGCACCACGUACUUCGACCUGUUCCUCCGCACCAUCACGGAACCGGCGCUGAUGAAGGCCUUCCUACGCUUUAUCACCACGGCAACGUAUGACGACCAUCUGGUCAUGGACGCCCUCAUCAGUAGGAUCACCAGUAACUCCAGGAUAUCUGUGGUGACCCUGGCACUGUUCCGCACUGUCGUCAGCCUGAACUGUGAAGAUGUCAUGUUGGAGUUAGUCCUCAAGUACCUGGUACCCUGCACCCACGUGAUGGUGAGCCAGCGUAGGUCCGUAAAAGAAGCUGACCUGUACGGUAAGACAUCAGAGAAGUUCCUCUCUCUCACGCCCGACUGCUGUAGGAUCGACAACAACGCCAACCAGCAGGCCGCGCCCGUUGCCAUAGUGACAAACAUCGGCAUCAAGGGCAACAAGGCAACCCCGGUGACCACCAUUGAUCAGAAAGUUGCAGAACAGAAGGUGAAAGAGAAGGCGGAUCUGAGGAGGUUUGAGACAAGUUACAUGGAGUAUCUCCAGGACGCGCGGGUAGGUAUCGGACAGUCGUGGAAGGCUUGUAAGUGUUGGUCAGCUCCGUACGAUGGCGACAAUCCCCCGGAGGAUAGCGUGAAGGCUGAGGACUUGCACUGGGGGCAGAUUAAGAACUAUGAUAGGAAAGAAAGGGUCGUCUACGGGACUUCUAGAGGGAGGAGUGCCAGUUUUCACCCCAGGUCGCCCAGCGAAGGAGUCGAGCUGCGGCCGAGACUAGGGAGUGCUCCCGUGAAGUCACGACAGAUGGAUGAGACGCCAGACAGCGGGCUGUCGUCGGGGUCAGACACCAAGCCGGACAACGAGUGGUCUCUGACGUUCAAAGGUGGGCGGAUCGAGGCUCACUCGCCUUCCAAAACCAGGAGAAAAAUCAGCCCGACCACCUCCAGUUCUGACUCCCUGCACAGCAUACAUAGCAUUGUAGACGUAGAAGUUCAUGUAGAUGGCAAAAAGACUGAUGACAAAGCCAAGGAGAGAGUUGCUGUGAAUGGAGAGAUGAAUGAAGGGGCAAAAAAGGAAGAACAGGAAGGGAAAGAGUUGAAGUCGGAAGACUUGGGUACAGAUGAACAGAAGAUUGUACAGAACGGGGAAGAAGAAGAAGAGAAAGACAGAGGUCAGUCUUUACCAUGCCAUGGCACUUCAGGGAGCUGUAGACAAUCAGGUGCUUUAGCUAACGGUGCCGGGACCUUGCAUGAGGUUCUGCAUGGCAGCGGUGGCAUUGUGGGUGUUGGUGGUGUCGGUAGUAGUGCUAGUGGUGAAAACUGCUCUAGAACUCACGCUGCACAGAAUGGCGGACAUUGUGGCGAAAAUGCGGGCAAUAACGGUGGCCGGAAUGCGGAGACACGGCAUGAAACGCACGAGAGUGGGCUGUCACACGGAAUGGCUGGAGACACAAGCAAUACUGACCACACAGCAACUAACACUCUCCCCAGAUCCGACUCAUUCGAGGCCCUAUUUAACGCCCUGGAAAGCAAACCCAUUGACGGAGAGCUCGAGCUGGACAUGUCUAUCGAAAACUUGUUAAACAGGGAUGUGGAAGGGAAGGCCCUUCCUCCCGAGCUAAGGACUAAACGCUCGUACACCAAACUAGACACCAGCCUCAGCUCCUUGCACACUAAUAACAAUCUCACCAAUGAUAGAGUAGUGCAUAUAUGUAAGUCCUGCUGUGAUGAUGGUGACAAUGAAGUGUUUGAUCAACUAGACGAGACAGAUGGAAAGGAGAAGAAGGAUGCUGAAGAUGAAAAUGAUGAUGAUGAGGAGGAUGAAGCCGUCUCCUCCAUGGCGACCACGCCCUCUCCAGGCAUGUCCCCGCCCCAGACUCCACACGGAGAGCUUCCACAGUCCCCCACCAACUUUAGACCACUCCAUCUGGCGUUCAGCCCCAUAGCUGCACAGGAGGACAAGAGUCGUAUUGGCUCACCAAACACAGGACCCUUCAUCGCUGCACUGUUCUCCAAGCUGGAGACCAUGAUGUCCAACUCUCUGUACGUGAACCUGCUGCUGACAGGAAUCCUGCGCCAGCUGUCCUACUACCCCCUGCCUCUGCUCAGGUCCUUCCUACUCAACACCAACCUGGUCUUCCAGCCUAGCGUCAAGUCACUCGUGCAGAUCCUCAGUUCUGUGAAGAACAAAAUUGACUACUACUCCCAGUCGGUGGAGAACUUCCAAGGGCUUGUUGUACGCGGGCGGAACUUCCUGUCGUACCGAGAACAGGUGCUGUACGACUCCGAGAGCAACCAGAUGAUCCUGAAGGACAAGAAACAGGCUGUCGGACAGUCGCCCUCCCCACAGACCACCCCAGCACCCACCCAGCCUCCCAAACCACAACCCCCUCCUCCUGUUCCUCCAGUCGGAGAUGCAAAUUCCAUAUGGGAAGGUCUGUCCGAACUGUACGAACAUGUGUGGAGUAUGACCGACCCCUGUAAGUGUUGAGGGUACUUCAGUAAU